AUGGCUAAUCCCAGCCAACCGACCUUGGUAUUGGUUCCGGGCUCAUGGCACAGGGCUACCUGCUACAACAAGAUUACCGAAAUCCUCCAAGGGAGGUACGAACUGAAAUGCAUCCAAGUCACCCUUCCCUCUACAACUGGUGAUCCCGAUGCCACGUUCAAAAACGAUGUUGACGCCGCCCGUGACGCGAUAUCUAGCGAAACUCGCGCCGGCCGCAACGUCGUGGUUGUUGCGCACUCAUAUGGAGGCUUGGUCGGGAACAGCGCCAUCAAGGGGUUCGCACCAUCUCACGAUCCUUCCCUUAGUAACAUAUUCCAAUCGACGCCAACCACAGGUCAGGUUAUUGGUCUGAUUCUUAUCGCCUCUGGCUAUGCACUCACCGGUGUCGCUUUCAUGGACCCUUUCUUCGGUCAUCCUCCCCCUAGCUGGCGAGUAAAUAAAGAGACUGGAUUUGCCGAUAUUGUCCUCCCGCCGCGGCAGUUCUUCUACCAUGACUUACCGGAAGACGAGGCAGAGUACUGGGCGUCGCAGCUGACGCCCCACAGCCUCAAAUCAUUGUUCGAGGGAGGCGAGUUUGUGUAUUCUGGAUUUAGGGAUGUGCCGUCAUGGUAUAUUGGUACCAUCGAGGAUCAAGGGUUGCCAGUGGCGGCACAGCGAAUGACAGUGGCCAUGGCCAGAGGGAUGGGAGCCAGUGUUGAGCACAGGGAGCUACCGACUAGCCACUCCCCGUUCCUGAGUCAGCCCGAGGAGACUGUCGAAAUCAUGGUGGAGGCUGUCGAGGCCUUUACGGGGAAGCCGGUGGCGGAAAAUGGAUCGAAGGCGCGAGCACGUGGCACAGAUGUGGUCGUGCCCGAAGUGAGGCUUUGGAAGCCUGCUACGUGGUAUAAGUUUGGGCUACCGUUUCUCUUUGGGCGCUUUUUGGGGAAAUUCCGAUGA
Molecule: messenger RNA, 936 nt
Organism: Clonostachys byssicola
Lineage: Eukaryota; Fungi; Ascomycota; Sordariomycetes; Hypocreales; Bionectriaceae
Source: the annotation of a GenBank genome assembly